This is a messenger RNA of Thunnus maccoyii (southern bluefin tuna), 12638 nucleotides long. It is a transcript of the gene dnah3, whose product is annotated as dynein axonemal heavy chain 3. Bases 432 to 12596 code for a protein of 4054 amino acids. Gene Ontology annotation, cellular component: dynein complex. The transcript has 63 exons. Gene Ontology annotation, biological process: microtubule-based movement. Lineage: Eukaryota; Metazoa; Chordata; Actinopteri; Scombriformes; Scombridae. Gene Ontology annotation, molecular function: ATP binding; minus-end-directed microtubule motor activity; dynein intermediate chain binding. The record is from RefSeq and is a predicted model, not a curated record.
UAACAGUAUAUGAGUGGUGGUACUGUGAUUGCGACUUAUUACACACAGAUAUUUGUGUACAUCUCCUGUGUGUAUAAACAGCAAAGGGCACCGCCCACCACAUAGUUGAACUUUUCUGAAAUUAACAAGGUGGUGUGUUACCAUGGAGACCUUCCCGGAUGGGAUCAACACUGUUUCAGUUUACAGCAACGUGAUGACUUAUAUGCUCAGUCAGAGCAGUGACAGGGCAAAACUAAACUCUCACUAGCUUAAAGUACUUCUGUUUUUUUGUACAGUAGGUUAGUGAUAGAUUAACAAAGCUGCUAAUGACGGGGGAAUAGAUUCAUUCCCUCUCAGCAAUGAGUGAAAUGCCGCCGGCAUAACGUUUAUAGCGACAGAUAGUGGGUAGCGUUAACUGAUAUUAACGUUGACGUUACAGAAAGUUGAACAAGAUGGACCGGCUGAAGCAGUCCUCUGUGUUUUUGUCUGAACUACAGAUGGAAGAUGACUCUAUCUACAAUAUGAGUCAAAGCAGAGGAUAUCCUGUUCCCCCACCUUUGCCCAAGACAUGUAAUGCAGAACCCUCAGAACUGUAUCAAAUAGUCUUGAGGCACAGUCAUUACCCACCCAUCCUCCAAAGCAAUUCAUGGACAUUGGCAGUACCUUUUAAAGAGCAACAUCACCAUCGCACUCCCAGUGAGUCUAUUGGAAACAACUACAGACCCCAGGCUCAGGAUCUUAAAAUUAAUAAACUCCAGCACAGACGACAGACUUUCCGUCAAUCCCUGGCAAAACCAGCAGGGCCUUCGCCUACCCCACCUGGAAGGAGACAAGCAAUUACACUAAGGAGAAGGGAUAUAUCGUCUUGUGCGUCAGUGUCACCUCAGCCAAAGUCUAGACCUAGAAACCGCCCCACUCCCAGCAGCAGGCCUAUGAGUCCUAAAGAGCAAUUGGACAUCAUACACAGCAAAGAGGAGAAAAUGAGGGCAACUCAGAACGAACCUACUGAGAAAGACCUGGAGAGGUAUAUGUAUUACAUCACCACUGGAGUCCCCACCUCUGUUCUGGCCCCCCAGCCAUGUCAGCAGAUGAUGAACAUCAUGUGCCUGCUGCCUCCCAACACUGAGGAUUGUAGUAAAGACAUCCAGAUUAUGAGGGCUAACAUGGAAGAGGAGGUCAAAAGAGAUUAUAACUUCAGUCUCAAGAAGAGUAUAGUGGACUACAUUCUUAUGGACCUGUCUGAGCGCCAGCGACUGUCUAUAUCCAGCAUUCCUGUGCCCUUUCCCAGGAGGGUGAUCCGUGCACCGGUGCCCUGGGCUGCUACUUACAGGGAGGCCCAGACGUGGCAAAGCCAACAUCUGUUUACCGUCAGUCACAUUAUGGUCCUGCUGCAGGAUGUCUGGCUAAACAGCUUCUCAUCUUUGAGAUUUGUGCAACUAGAGGACCUUUUCUCCACCAGCCUCCCCCUCCUGCCAUCUGAGUUUGAGGAGUUUGUACAGAGACAGUGCCAAGCAAUCAGAGAUGAACUGGUCCAAAAAUGGCUGCCUCACUGUGCAUUACUCUUUGACAACUUUGAGGACUUGUGGUUGCACCUCAUACCCGAAAGUGAAGAGGUGGCUCCAGUUGGUGUCCAGGAGUUCUUCAACUGUGUGGCUGCUCUCAUGUCAUUGCAGCUCCGAAGCCUGGUCAUAGAAUCAUUACAGGACCUGUUAUAUUUCUUCACUAUACAUGAGGAAGGCAAUGACUUUGGUGAGGUGUUUGAUGAGAUGAAGUAUGUUCAGUCUCAGGUGCUGCUGGUUAAGCUACAAGAGAACGAGCCUCACAUUGACUUUAGUCCGAGCCUCCAGGAAUGUUGGGAGCUCAUCCAUGGAGCCUUCAUGGAAAUUAUCAAGAGUGCUGAAGAACUCCCAAGGGUGGAAUGUUAUCUCUUUCCGGAUAUCAAGAAUUUGUACCUACGUACAGUCGGUCCUGAUGAGUCGCUGGUUGCAAACAUAAUCAGCAAAGCUAAGGACAUUUUCCACAAGAACACUGUGGGCCCUGAAAAAUAUUUGAAGGUAUAUCAAAAAUACAGCAAUCUACUGGACAAUACAGCAAAGCAGGACAUCAUAGCAUUCCUUAAGGAGAAACACUCGUUGGAGGGAUUUACCAAGAAAAUCGAGAGUAUUAAUCACUUGUGGAAGGAGAUUGCCUCACUGCACGUUACGGUGCCCCUGUCCAUGUUUUGUCUGUAUGCCGGCGAGCUGAAUGAUGACUUGUGUGACCACGCCGAGAAGCUGAAAGACCAGAUCAUCAUGUUUGAAGUGGAGGAAAAUCGAGAGCUCAACCAGAGGAUCUGUCAGAAGUAUGAGGAGAUUACGAAUACCAUCAGAGGCACACCAGAAACUACAGAGGAGUUGGUGGCUCUCAACCAGUACAUUAAACAGACCAGUGAGGUGACCAUUCACAAGCUGUUAGAUGAGAUUGAUGAAGCAACGUACCGUCUCAGCUUCCUCCUGGACUAUGCCACUCUGCCCUCUGAUGAUUUGAGGCUGAACUCCCGUGUUUUCCAGUGGCCCAAUGACAUCCUUAUUGAGCUUGACGACAGUAAGACUCGUCUGGCCACCAUGAGAGAACAGGCUGAGGACUAUCUCCAAACAAGGAUAACAGACUUUGAACAGAGGCUGCAGGAUGUCGACAAGGACAUACAAGCCUUCAAGAAGAAGGAAAUGAUGGGUAUUGAGGAGAUGAAGACCAACGUGGGAAAUCUCGCUCAGAUCACUGCCAACCUGGAGGAUGCUGUCACUGAACUGGAGGACAUCAACAAAGAGCAGACUUUGCUGGAGAAGGGUCAGAGUCAGUUCCCCAUGCUGCAAACUCUGUUAGCUGACAAACAGCCAUAUGACCAGCUAUGGAACACAGCACUCAACUUUCAGAGCAUGUCAGAAGUCUGGCUGAAUGGUCCUUUCCUGCACUUGGAUGCUGAGAAAAUUUCCGAUGAGCUAGACAUCAUGUGGAGGACCAUGCAUAAACUGACCAAGUCUUUGUCAAAUCUUCCUGGGCCUUGCCGUGUGGCCAAAAGCUUCAAGAGCAAGAUAGACCAAUUCAAGCAGCAUCUACCCAUCCUGACAACUAUCUGUAACCCAGGCAUCAAAGACCGCCACUGGGAGAAGAUUAGCAGAAUUGUGGGCUUUGAAGUCAAGCCAGAUGUGAACAGCUCACUGCUGAACAUGUUGGACCUGGGACUCUCCAAGUUCUCUGAUAAGUUGGAAGACAUUGGAGCAUCUGCCAGUAAAGAGUACUCCCUGGAAAAAUCCAUGGAGAAGAUGAAAAAUGAAUGGACUGAACUCCGGUUCUCUUUUACACCAUAUAGAGAUACUGAUACCAACAUUGUAUCAGCAGUUGAUGACAUCCAGGUGCUUCUGGAUGAUCAUAUUAUUAAAGUACAGACGAUGCGAGGUUCCCCUUUCAUUAAGCCAAUAGAGACUGAAUGUAAGCAAUGGGAGGACAAGUUGGUGAGCAUGCAGGACAUCCUAGACUCCAUGUUGAAAUGUCAGGCUACUUGGCUCUACCUUGAACCUAUCUUCAGCUCGGAAGACAUCAUUGCCCAGAUGCCUGAGGAGGGACGCAAAUUUGCCAUUGUGGACAGCUACUGGAAGGAUAUCAUUGCCAAGGCGGUGAAAGAUACACGUGUGCUGGUGGCUACAGGCCAGCCCAACAUGCUGGAACGGCUGCAGGAGUCCAAUGUGUUCCUGGACGACAUCCAGAAAGGCCUCAAUACCUACCUGGAAAAGAAGAGGCUCUAUUUUCCAAGGUUCUUCUUCCUGUCAAACGACGAGCUUCUGGAGAUCCUUUCACAGACCAAAGACCCCCUGUGUGUGCAGCCCCACCUAAAGAAGUGCUUCGAGGGUAUCGCCAAAUUGGAGUUCACUGAGGACAUGGCGAUCAUUGGCAUGAUCAGCUCUGAGAAGGAGACUGUGCCCUUCACAGAAAAGAUCUAUCCAGCCCAAGCAAAGGGUAUGGUGGAGAAAUGGCUGCUGCAAGUGGAGAACCUAAUGCUAAAGAGUGUCCAACAUGUCAUCCAUCAAGGAGUGAUUCAAUAUGCUGAGUUGCCCAGGAAGAAGUGGGUGUUGCAAUGGCCUGGCCAAGUUGUCAUUUGUGCUUCCUCCAUCUUUUGGACAAGUGAAGUGUCUGAAGCCAUCCAGACCAACUCCCUGCCUGCCUAUGUGGAGCAGUGUAACGCCCAGAUUUCUGACAUUGUGGAGUUGGUUCGUGGGAAGCUGCCAGGAGGGGCAAGGAUGACCCUUGGUGCUCUUACUGUUAUAGAUGUUCAUGCACGAGAUGUUGUGGCAAAACUGGCAGAGGACCGCAUCUCCUCGCUGAAUGACUUUGCAUGGAUUUCUCAGCUGCGUUACUUCUGGGAGGGUGGAGACGUGAUGUUGCGCAUGAUCACCACCUGCUUGAAAUAUGGCUAUGAGUAUCUGGGCAAUUCCCCCCGUCUGGUCAUCACACCACUUACUGACCGCUGCUACAGAACUCUAAUGGGGGCUUUGAAGUUGAACUUGGGGGGAGCUCCUGAGGGUCCUGCAGGAACUGGCAAGACUGAGACCACAAAAGAUCUGGCUAAAGCUUUAGCUAAACAGUGUGUGGUGUUCAACUGCUCCGAUGGUCUGGACUACAAGGCCAUGAGUAAGUUCUUCAAAGGACUGGCUCAGUCUGGAGCUUGGGCCUGCUUUGAUGAGUUCAAUCGUAUUGAGGUGGAGGUGCUCUCUGUGGUGGCUCAGCAGAUCCUCUGCAUACAACAGGCCAUUGCCAAGAAUCUGAAGACCUUCUUGUUUGAGGGGACAGAGCUGUCCCUCAACCCAACAUGCUCUGUCUUCAUCACCAUGAACCCUGGUUACGCUGGCAGGGCCGAGCUGCCCGACAAUCUAAAGGCUCUUUUCCGGACAGUGGCUAUGAUGGUGCCAGACUAUGGUCUCAUCGGAGAAAUCUCACUGUACUCCAUGGGCUUCAUUGAAUCACGCAGUCUGGCCCAGAAGAUUGUCGCCACCUACCGUUUAUGCUCUGAGCAGCUGUCCUCCCAACACCACUAUGACUACGGUAUGCGAGCUGUGAAGUCUGUGCUGACUGCAGCAGGGAAUCUGAAACUGAACUACCCUGAGGAGAACGAGAGCGUGCUGUUGCUUAGAGCACUGAUGGACGUCAACAUGGCCAAGUUUCUAGCACAGGAUGUUCCACUCUUUCAGGGCAUCAUCUCUGAUUUAUUCCCAGGAGUGGUUCUACCCAAACCAGAUUACGAUCUCCUCCUCAAGGCUCUAAAUGACAACAUUGCUAAGCUAAACCUCCAGCCUGUCCCAUGGUUCAUUGGCAAGAUUAUCCAGGUGUAUGAGAUGAUGUUGGUACGCCAUGGUUUUAUGAUAGUAGGAGACCCUUUAGGAGGAAAAACUUCUGCCUAUAAAGUUCUUUCUGCUGCCCUUGGAGACCUUUACAAAGCCAAGCUGAUGGAAGAGUUUGCAGUGAACUAUUGCAUUAUCAAUCCCAAGGCCAUUACCAUGGGCCAGCUGUAUGGCUGCUUUGAUCCGGUCAGCCAUGAGUGGUCUGAUGGUGUCCUGGCCACCUCAUUCAGGGAUCAGGCUAUCUCUACCUCAGAAAAUAGACAGUGGAUCAUCUUUGAUGGGCCCAUUGAUGCUGUCUGGAUUGAGAACAUGAAUACUGUUCUGGAUGAUAACAAGAAGCUUUGUCUGAUGAGUGGUGAGAUCAUCCAAAUGAGUGCCAAGAUGAGUCUGAUCUUUGAGCCUGCUGACCUGGAGCAAGCCUCCCCGGCUACUGUCAGUAGGUGUGGUAUGAUCUACAUGGAACCUCAGCAGCUCGGCUGGUCUCCUCUUAGAGACUCCUACAUGAAUACACUGCCUGAAAGCCUGAGCACUGAACAUAGAGAACUGAUAAUGGACCUGUUUGAUUGGAUAGUUCAGCCCUGUCUGGAUUUUAUAGACACAGAGUGUCGCUUUGUGGUUCAAACAUCUCCCAUCCACUUGGCAUAUAGUCUCAUGAAGCUGUAUACCUGCCUGAUGGAUGAAAUUACUGCGUCAGUAACCAGUGGUGAACAGAACAUGUCCAGCCAGCAAAUAACCAUGUGGCUGCAGGGCCUGUUCCUGUUUGCAGCUGUAUGGACUCUGGGUGGGACCAUAACUGGUGACAGUCGUAAGAAGUUUGAUGUAUUCUAUCGCAAUCUGAUCAUGGGCAUGGAUGAUGAGUACCCGCGGCCUAAGAGUAUCAAACUCAAGAAGAACAACAUCUUCCCUGAGAGAGGAACUGUCUAUGACUACUACUUCCAUAAGGAUGGGCAAGGGCGGUGGAAUGUGUGGACUGAUUCAAUCACAAAUGAAGAGAACAUGAUCCCAGCUGGAGCCAAUGUGUCAGACCUCAUCAUCCCCACAAUGGAGACAGCCCGUCAGCUUUUUUUCCUACGUACCUAUCUGGCACAUGAAAUACCCACUCUGUUUGUAGGGCCCACUGGCACAGGCAAAUCUGUCAUCAACAAAAGCUUCUUGGUAACGCUCCCUAAGGAGCGCUACACGCCAAACUGUAUCAACUUCUCAGCCCGCACCUCAGCAAAUCAGACCCAAGACAUCAUCAUGGCCAAGCUGGACCGAAGAAGGAAGGGCGUGUUCGGACCUCCUAUGGGAAAGAAGUGUGUCGUCUAUGUUGAUGAUCUGAACAUGCCUGCUAAGGAAAUCUACGGUGCACAGCCCCCAAUUGAGCUGCUAAGACAGUGGAUAGACCACCACCACUGGUAUGACAAGAAGGACACCUCCAGACUGAACAUAGCAGAUGUGCUGUUUAUGUCUGCAAUGGGGCCUCCUGGUGGUGGGAAGAAUGACAUUACAGGCCGCUUCACCCGUCACUUGAAUAUCAUCUUAAUUGAUUCCUUUGAUGAUGAAACGUUGACCAAGAUAUUCAGCUCCAUUACUGACUGGCACUUCAGCAAGGGGUUUGAUGCCUCUUUCUACAGGUUGGGCAAGAUCAUGGUCCAGGCCACUAUGGCAGUCUAUAAGGAUACAAUGGACAGCUUCCUCCCCACCCCAUCUAAGUCUCACUACAUCUUCAACCUGCGGGACUUUGCUCGAGUAAUACGCGGUGUACUUCUAGCUCCACCCACACACAUGCAGGAUGGAGACAAACUAAUCCGCCUGUGGAUCCAUGAGAUCUACCGUGUUUUCUGUGACCGGCUCAUUGACAACGAGGACAAGGAGACAUUCUUCAGCAUCGUCAAGGAGAGAACCUCAUUCUUCUUUAAGCAGAGUGUGGAAAAGCUCCUGAGCCAUCUCAGCCCCGAUGGCAAGGUAGCAGAUGAGACCAUUCGAAGCUUGUUCUUCGGUGACUAUGCCAAGCCUGAUUCUGACACUAAGGCCUACGAUGAAAUCACAGAUUUGCAUGCCUUGCAAGAAGUGAUGGAAUUCUAUUUGGAUGAGUACAACAGCUGCAGCAAGGCACCCAUGUCCCUUGUAAUGUUCAAGUUUGCCAUUGAGCACAUUUCCCGCAUCUGCCGUGUACUGAAACAAGACAAUGGCCACCUUCUACUUGUCGGUAUUGGUGGCUCAGGGCGUCAGAGUGCCACAAAGCUGGGCACCUUCAUCAAUGAUUAUGUCCUGUUCCAGAUUGAGCUGACGAAGAACUACAGCAUGUCAGACUGGCGUGAUGACCUGAAGCGGAUAAUGCUUAAAGCAGGCAUUGAGGGCAAGAGCCUGGUGUUCCUGUUCAAUGACAGCCAAAUUAAAGAUGAGGCCAUGUUGGAAGACAUCAACAUGCUGCUGAACACUGGUGAUGUGCCUAAUAUCUUUGCUGCAGAUGAACGUGCUGACAUCAUUGAAAAAGCGCAGGGUAUUGCCCGGAUUGAAGGCAAAAAGAUUGACGCAACUCCACUCUCAAUGUACAACUUCUUCAUUGACCGCGUGAAGGCCAACCUUCACAUUGUGCUAGCCAUGAGUCCCAUCGGUGAUGCAUUUAGGAAUCGUCUUAGGAUGUUCCCUUCCCUUAUCAACUGCUGCACGAUUGACUGGUUCCAUGCGUGGCCAAAUGAUGCUCUGGAGAUGGUAGCUCACAAGUUCCUAGAAGAUGUGGAAAUGGACAGUGACAUCAGACUGGAGGUGGUUGAGAUGUGCAAGACCUUCCAGACAAGUGUCAGGGAGAUGUCUGAAAGGUAUUUCUCUAGACUGAGGAGACACAACUAUGUCACGCCCACCUCUUACCUUGAACUCAUCCUCACCUUCAAGACUCUGCUCAAUCUCAAGAGGAGUGAAGUGGAUAAUGUGCGGAACCGCUAUAUCGUUGGUCUCCAGAAACUGGAGUUUGCGGCAUCUCAGGUGUCAGUGAUGCAGCAGGAGCUGACAGCCUUGCAGCCAGAGCUCAUCCAGACCUCAGCUGAGACAGAUAAGAUGAUGGUCAAGAUAGAGAAGGAAACAGUGGAGGUGGACGCUAAGAAAGAACUAGUGUCUGCUGAUGAGAAAGUCGCUAAUGAGGCAGCAGCUGCAGCCCAAGCCAUUAAGGAUGAGUGUGAGGGAGACCUGGCAGAGGCAAUGCCUGCAUUAGAGGCUGCUCUUUCAGCCCUGGACACCUUGAAACCUUCAGACAUUACAGUAGUUAAAUCUAUGCAGAACCCACCUGGUCUUGUCAAACUAGUGAUGGAGUCCAUCUGUGUCAUGAAGGGCAUCAAACCUGAGAGAAAGCCGGAUCCUAGUGGUUCAGGCAAGAUGGUUGAGGACUUCUGGGGUCCCUCUAAGAAGCUCCUUGGAGACCUGAAGUUUUUGGAAAACCUCAAAUCCUAUGACAAGGACAACAUACCCGCCCCAUACAUCAAGAAAAUCAGAGAUAAGUUCAUCGACAACCCUGAAUUCCAGCCCUCUGUUAUUAAAAAUGUCUCCUCAGCUUGUGAGGGUCUCUGCAAAUGGGUGCGGGCAAUGGAAGUGUAUGAACGAGUAGCCAAAGUCGUAGCCCCCAAGAAGGAGAGACUGAAGCUGGCUGAGGAUGAGCUAGGUGUACAGAUGGAAAUGUUGGCUGUGAAGAGAGGUGAGCUGAAAGAAGUCGAGGACAGACUGCAGAGCCUGAAUGAUGACUUGGAGGCCAUGAUUAACAAGAAAAAAGAGCUGGAGAGCAACAUUGAAUUGUGCUCUCAGAAGCUGAUCAGGGCAGAGAAGCUGAUAGGAGGACUGGGUGGAGAGAAGGACAGGUGGACAGAGGCUGCGAGGCAACUAGGGAUUAGAUACACCAACCUGACAGGUGACAUACUCCUCUCCUCUGGAACUGUGUCUUACCUUGGGGCAUUUACAGUAGAUUACCGUGUAGAGUGCCAGGAACAAUGGCACAUCCUGUGCCAGGAGAAGAAAAUACCUUGUUCUGAGGACUUAACCCUCACUAACACUCUGGGUAACCAAGUGGCCAUCAGGGCAUGGCAGAUUGCUGGGCUGCCAGUAGACUCCUUCUCCACAGACAAUGGCAUCAUUGUAUUUAACUCUCGUCGUUGGCCCCUUAUGAUUGACCCUCAGGGUCAAGCCAACAAGUGGAUCAAAAACAUGGAGAAGGCUAAUAAGCUUGCUGUCAUCAAAAUGUCUGAUGGUAACUAUGUGAGAAUCUUGGAGAAUUCCAUCCAGUUUGGGACCCCAGUUCUCCUGGAGAAUGUUGGAGAGGAGCUUGAUCCCGUACUUGAGCCUGUGUUGCUGAAGCAGACCUUCAAACAGCAGGGCGUAGAGUAUAUGAAAAUAGGGGAGAAUAUUGUGGAAUAUUCUAAAGACUUUUUAUUCUACAUGACCACCGGGCUGAGGAACCCUCACUACCUCCCAGAGGUGGCUGUCAAAGUCUGUCUGCUGAACUUUAUGAUCACACCACAAGGCCUACAGGACCAGCUUUUAGGGCUUGUAGCAGCCAAAGAAAAACCUGAGCUAGAAGAAAAGAAGAACCAGCUCAUUCUGGAGAGUGCUGCGAACAACAAGCAGCUGAAGGAAAUUGAAGAUAAGAUCUUACAAGUGCUCUCCUCCUCUGAGGGAAACAUCCUAGAGGAUGAAACAGCUAUUAAAAUCUUGUCAUCCUCCAAAAUCCUCUCUGAGGAGAUCUCGGAGAAGCAGAAAAUCGCCAGCGUCACAGAGAAAGAGAUUGAUGACACUCGUAUGGGCUACCGUCCUGUUGCUGAGCAUUCCUCCAUUUUGUUUUUCUGCAUCUCAGAACUGGCCAACAUUGAACCUAUGUACCAAUACUCCCUCACCUGGUUCAUCAACCUUUACCUGUGUUCCAUCGCCCAGAGCUUGAAGAGUGAUGAUUUGGCUGAGAGAAUCGACAACAUUUUGGAGCACUUUACCCUCAGCAUAUACAAUAAUGUGUGCCGCUCACUUUUUGAGAAGGAUAAGCUUCUCUUUUCCCUGCUGCUCACAGUUGGCAUCAUGCAGGGUAAGGAUCAGGUUGAUGACCAAGUCUGGCGCUUCCUCCUGACAGGUGGCAUUGCAUUGGAUAACCCUUACCCCAACCCGGCUCCAGAGUGGCUGUCUGAGAAGUCUUGGUCGGAGAUUGUUAGGGCGUCCAAACUUCCAAACUUGGAUGAUUUCUUUGAACAUGUCCAAGACAAUAUUCCCAAAUGGAAGAAGCUCUAUGAUUCAGGAAAGCCACAUAAGGACCAGUUGCCUGACCGGUGGAGUAACUUGGUGGGGAUGGACCGAAUGAUAGUGAUAAGAUGCUUCAGGCCAGAUAAACUGGUUCCGGCAGUGCAGGAUUUCAUAGUGGAUAACAUGGGGCAGGCUUACAUUGAACCGCCCACUUUUGACCUGGCGGGGAGUUACAAAGACUCCAACUGCUGCUCUCCUCUCAUCUUUGUGUUGUCACCAGGAUCUGAUCCAACUGCAGGUCUGCUAAAGUUUGCUGAUGACCUAGAAAUGGGGGGCAGUAAGAUCCAAACCAUUUCCCUCGGGCAGGGGCAGGGACCAAUAGCAGCUCAGAUGAUCAACAGAGCCAUCAAAGAGGGCACCUGGGUGGUACUGCAGAACUGCCACCUGGCCACCAGCUGGAUGCCCACCCUUGAGAGGAUCUGUGAGGAAACCAUCACUCCAGAGACUGCACACGCUAGCUUUAGGCUGUGGUUAACCAGUUAUCCAUCCGACAAGUUUCCAGUCAGCAUCCUACAGAAUGGGCUGAAGAUGACUAAUGAGCCGCCUAAAGGAAUAAGAGCCAACUUGAUGCGCUCCUACCUGAGUCACCCCAUCUCUGAUCCUGCCUUCUUCAGCAGCUCCAAGAAACAGGUCAUUUGGCAGAAGCUCCUGUUUGGUCUCACCUUCUUCCACGCACUCGUGCAGGAAAGGAGGAAUUUUGGACCCCUGGGUUGGAACAUUCCCUAUGAGUUUAAUGAGUCUGAUCUCAGGAUCAGCAUGAGGCAGAUCCAGAUGUUCCUGGAUGAGUAUGAUGAGGUUCCACUGGAGGCCCUCACAUAUCUUACAGGUGAGUGCAACUAUGGUGGCAGGGUGACAGAUGACAAAGACAGGCGUCUGCUGCUGUCUCUCCUGUCCAUCUUCUACAGUUGGGAGGUCAUAGAGCAGGAGUGCUGUCACCUGUGUGAGGGAGAUCUGUAUUAUAUCCCAGCUCAUGGCCCCUAUCAGACAUAUGUCAGCUACAUUCGCAGUCUACCAAUUUGUGCUGAUCCUUGCGUAUUUGGACUUCAUAGCAAUGCUGACAUAACAAAAGAUAAUCAAGAGACCAAUCAGCUCCUGGAUGGGGUGCUGCUGACUCUGCCCAGGCAGACAGGAGGCGGGGCUAAGUCUCCUCAGGAAGUGGUGGACGAGCUUGCAGAGGACAUCCUCUCCAAGCUGCCACCAGACUUUGAUUUACAAAUGGUGAUGGAUAAAUACCCAGUCAUGUAUGAGGAGUCUAUGAAUACUGUUUUGAGGCAGGAAAUAAUCCGCUUUAACAGACUCACACAUGUGGUGCGUGCCAGCUUGGUAAACACCCGCAAAGCUUUGAAGGGUCAGAUCGUUAUGUCGGCUGAACUUGAGAACGUCUUCAACAGUAUAAUGGUGGGCAAGGUGCCAGCUAUGUGGGCAGCCAAGUCGUACCCAUCUCUGAAGCCAAUGGGGAGCUACGUGACUGACCUCUUAGCCAGGCUGCAGUUCCUGCAAGAUUGGAUAGAUAACGGCCCACCUACAGUCUUCUGGCUCUCUGGCUUCUACUUCACCCAGUCAUUUCUUACUGGAGUGUCACAAAAUUUUGCCAGGAAGUACACCAUCCCUAUAGACUACAUUGGCUUUGAAUUUGAGGUAACUAAAGAAGAGAAUCAUAUGGAUGAGAAGCCGGAGGAUGGAGCUUAUGUUAGGGGCCUUUUCAUGGAGGGGGCACGCUGGGACAGGGAGAACAUGGUCAUUGGAGAGUCCCUCCCCAAGAUCCUCUUUGACUCUUUGCCCAUCAUCAAGCUCAAACCUGGAGAAAUGGCUAAGUUUCUACAUGAAAACAUUUAUGCUUGUCCUGUUUAUAAAACCAGCGCCCGCCGGGGGACUUUGUCCACCACAGGCCACUCUACCAACUACGUCAUGCCCAUUGAGCUGCCUUCUGACAAGCCACAGAAACACUGGAUUAAUCGUGGGGUGGCAUGCCUCUGCCAGCUGGAUGACUGAGAACUUACAACAGUUGAUUCAAUUAAAAUACUGUAAAUGUCA